AUCAAUCAACGAUAUUCCAGUAGUUUCCGUUCCUCUCCAAGGUGAACAUUGACUAUCAGGAGACCAWUSGAAGGUUYGAUCAGAAGAGCUUUGCUAGCCACUGGAGAGGUUSUUGGUACUGUCAGGUUUCAGAUGGAUGUUGUUCUUCUUGUACUGGUGUGUUUGCUCGGACUGAUUCUGGCCCAGCCUGUGCUGAAGCGGCAGAACAGUUUUCGUAGGAUUUCCUACUAUAUCGACCGACUUCCAGGGGAUCGAUGGUACCCUUUGGUGGGCAGUGUUGCGCAACUUCUACGAGCGAAGCGACAAGAUUUGUUUCAAGUGCUGGCCGAUCGGCAUCGUCGACUAGGCCCGAUCUUCCGCAGCUGGUAUGGAAGUCUGCCAAUGGUGCACAUUUACAAGCCCGAACAUGUCGAAGUGAUCUUCAAAAGCAACACCAUUACAAGCAAGGGCAUGUUCUACAGGUUCUUCAUGAUGUGGUUGGGCCAAGGCCUAAUUUCCGGAAGCGGGCCGAGAUGGCGCGCACACCGAAAGAUAAUCACUCCAUCGUUUCACUUCAAAAUCCUCGACUCGUAUGGGGAGAUUUUUGCGGAAAAGGGCGCCUGCCUGGUGAAUUAUCUGCGGAAAUUUGAGGGCAAAGGGUUUGUGGAGAUCACUGAAGACUUGACCAAGAUUGGCCUGGAUGUUAUUACCGAGACAGCCAUGGGAGUGAGACUGGGUUUCCUGGAAGGCAGCAGUGCUGAGGGGCUUGAAUACGCCAAGGCCAUCAUCAACUUUAGUCGGAUUGCCUACCGACGCUGCGUGAAUCCCCUCUACGGCAACGAUUUCCUCUUCCACUGCACGCCCCUGGGGCCGGUGAUUGUCUACAAGGGGGAGCGAGGAGAGUACACGUUCAGUGUAAACUUGGCAACGCAGGACCGGAAGCAUGUUUCCAAAGUGACUGCGCCCAUUUACGCCAACAUCAAUGGCGAAACUUAUCGGCUGAACGCCACUUUUAGUCAAACCCCCGAUUGA
Dendroctonus ponderosae (mountain pine beetle) is the source of this 1011-nucleotide messenger RNA. Its product is annotated as cytochrome P450 4C1. Lineage: Eukaryota; Metazoa; Arthropoda; Insecta; Coleoptera; Curculionidae. Bases 133 to 1011 code for a protein of 292 amino acids. The transcript is spliced from 7 exons. The record is from RefSeq and is a predicted model, not a curated record. Gene Ontology annotation, molecular function: monooxygenase activity; oxidoreductase activity, acting on paired donors, with incorporation or reduction of molecular oxygen; iron ion binding.